Molecule: messenger RNA, 2790 nt
Organism: Magallana angulata
Lineage: Eukaryota; Metazoa; Mollusca; Bivalvia; Ostreida; Ostreidae
Product: prestin-like
Exons: 18
Coding region: 10-2484 (824 amino acids)
Biological process (GO): transmembrane transport
Cellular component (GO): membrane
Molecular function (GO): chloride transmembrane transporter activity; bicarbonate transmembrane transporter activity; secondary active sulfate transmembrane transporter activity
Source: RefSeq, a predicted model, not a curated record
UUGAAUAUCAUGGACCCGGAUGUUCGUAAGACGCUGAUGGAACUGAACCGUCCUAGGGGGAAAUUCCGCACACAGGUUCUGAAGAAAUCCCAAGAAAAAGUCCGGAAAAAUAUUAAAAGUACAUUUAGAUUUUCACGUGUGCUGAAAAAAAUCGGAGAAAAUAUUCCAAAAUGUUCCUGCACACGCCAGCUUUCCCGCGCUUUUUGCACGGAACUUUUCCCGUUUUGGGGGAUUAUGAAAAAAUAUAGUAUUCGGAAGUAUCUGCUGGCGGAUUUCGUAGCUGGUCUGACCGUUGGGAUCAUUCACAUACCUCAAGGUAUGGCCUAUGGACUCCUGACCAACCUACCCCCCGUGUACGGCCUGUAUACAAGCUUCUUUCCCGUCAUCCUCUACUUCUUCUUCGGGUCCUCCAAGAAGAUAUCCAUUGGAACUUACGCCGUGACGAGUCUAAUGGUGGGGGCAGUGGUGCAGGAGAAAGCCGACCUAUACCUGCGACCCUCCAUAUCUACUACAACAAUAGCAUCGUCCGUCGGCCCGCCAAUCAUAAACUCUACAGCAGAAACGGCUUACUCUAUAAUUACCGCGAACACCACGGCGGUCCCACUCAUAUCCACCACGCGACAUCAUCCCACCGCGGCGGACCUAACGGACGACGAACUUCGUGUUAGAGUGGGGCUUGCUAUGUCUGUGACGUUUAUGGCUGGCCUUAUACAACUGUUCCUGGGGAGCUUCCGGUUUGGCGGAUUGGCGUCCUUCAUGUCGGAUCCGUUGAUCAGCGGAUUUACCACCGGGGCAGCCAUCCACGUGUUCACCAGUCAGGUCAAAUACCUGUUCGGUGUCCAGGUGUUUUCUUACCACGGUGCUUUCAAAAUGAUUUAUUUCUACCGAGAUUUCUUCGCCGUCCUAAAUCAGGUCAAUCCCGUGGCCGCCGUGGGUUCGGUGACCACCAUCUUUGUCCUGAUUCUGAUCAAGGAAGGUAUCAAUAAUAACCCGACGUGUAUGAAGAACUUACCUGUCCCCAUCCCAGUAGAACUCUUCGUGGUAAUCGCUGGAACGGUUAUUUCCCAUUACACGAAAAUCAACGAGAAAUUCGAUGUUGAGGUUGUCGGUCACAUUCCUGUGGGAGUUCCCCCGCCCACGCUCUCCCACCUUGGCUUCAUUGGUGACGUAGUUGGUGACGCCAUCGCUGUGAGCUUUGUUGCCUUCGCUACAUCCUAUGCCAUGGCCAAAAUAUUGGCAGAGAAAGACAAAGAAGAAGUUAAUGCAAACCAGGAACUGGUCGCUAACGGACUGUGUAAUGUGAUUGGGGCCUUGUUCUCGUCCUUCUGCUGCUCCGCCUCUCUCUCCCGGAGUCUUGUCCAGGAAAAUUCUGGCGGGAAAACACAGGUAGUGGGACUGGUGUCCUCCCUCCUUGUUUUUAUCGUCAUAGCUUACAUUGGACCCAUGUUUUCAAGUCUGCCAAACUGUAUCCUGGCUUGUAUCGUGAUCGUCACACUCAAAGGAAUGUUCCAUCAGUUCCAUGACAUGGUGUUUCUAUGGCGGCUGUGCAAGAGAGAUUUUGCUGUUUGGUUUGUGACUUUCUUGGCCACCAUAAUCUUGGAUGCCGGCCUCGGUUUGAUGGUAGGGGUCAUUUUUGCCCUCUACUUUGUGCUCAGAAACACUCAGAGGCCCUAUAUCUGUGCCAUGGGGCGGGUGCCCGGAACAAAUGCUUACAAAGAUCUCAAACUCAGUCGAACAUUGAUUCAGAUUCCGGGAAUCAAGAUAUUCAGGUUUGACUGUAACCUGUACUUCGCCAAUGCUGAACAGUUCAGGGACCGACUGUACGAGAGGACGGGGCUCAAUCCCAAAAAACUGAAAACCAAAAAACAGAAGGCCCUGUACAAAGCACUGCUACAAAGGAAGCGAGAGGUCGAGCUCGCCGAGAUUGAGGAAGCGGCCGCACUCAAAAAGGAAAAGAAGCAGAUGAAGAAGAGGAUCACAAUCGAGGAAGACGUGGAGAAGGAUGAUGACGACGACAAAUCUCUGACAGAGGAGCAGCAGACUGAGCUACAGCUAGAGAACGACGAGAUGCAGACGAGGUUUUCCCGCGCUUGGGUGCCGCCCGUGCACACCGUGGUUCUCGACUUCUCGGUCAUCAGUUACGUCGAUAGCGUGGCUGUCAAGAUCCUCUCACAGAUAAUAAUGGACUACAAAGAAGUCGGCAUAAAAAUCUUUUUAGCGGGCUGCAGAGAGGACGUCCGCAAAAUAAUCAAGAAAUCCGAGUUUUACCAGACAAUAGACUACAACUGCCUGUACUUUACCAUACAUGAAGCCGUGGUCAUUGCUCAAGAGCUAAAUCAACAAGUUGGGGAUCCGCCAUUAAGUCCAAAGGAUGUUUUGAUGGUGGAGGAAGAGAGCCGAGAGGCUAGUGCUAGGUUAGCGGCCAUCAGUGAGAGUGAGGAGAAAUACCCCGGGGACAUCCCUCAACUAGGUGCUAGUGAAUAGGUACUUACAACGAAAGGUAUGCUGUCUCAGGUAUAGAAAAUUCCAACUUACGUAAGACGGAUCUCCUGAAGAAAAACACCUUCCGAAAAACUUUGUACAUAUCUGUGCAAGAAGGAGGGCUCUAAACUCGACUUGUGCAAAAAACGACUUACUGGUCCGAAAUCUAAUCUUCUCCAUGAUGCACAAUCCCAGUGUCUCGUGAAGUGAUACUAUUGACUUGUACUUUAUGCAUAUAUUAUAUAUCCAUGUCCCAUUGCUUAUUUUUAUUUUUCACAGUUUAAAUUUGAGUAAAAGCAUAACAAUCAA